AUGGGUUCACAUACGUGCAUGCACUUUUUUGUCCUUCCAUUGCCAAUUCUUCUGUUUGAUGAUUAUGAUGAGUUACCCAAUCAAUUCCUCAAGAUACAUGAAGAAUUUGAUGAAAAAAAAUGCAUUAUUGAGCAAAAUCAGCACGAUGAUUUUGCAAUCCCACAUAAUUAUGGUAAAUCUGAGUAUCAAAGGAAAGAUAUGGUGUCAAAGAAGGAAGAUGAGAUAAAUAUUCAAGAUCACACGCCCAAAAUUAAUGGAGAUUUACUACACCAAAUAAAAGGCAAAUCUGCAGCUACAAAUGACAGAACAAGAAAUAUGACUCAACAGAGGCACGAUCCUGACUCUUCCCGUCAAAACAACCCCAUGAUGCGACGCAUGACACCUACAGAACCUUCUAUUUCUGAUGCAUCUACUACUUUGCCAGGUCAUGACUUUCCCUCCACUAUUGACGCUCUUGAAUUUGCCCAUCUUCCUGUUCCUGUACAUCAACAAUCUCCUGAUGUUGUCGCGCCUUCACCUCGUGCAACCACUGAACCUUCUUCUCCAGACCUUGCCCCAACUCUGGAAAUUCAGCAACCUACUCCAACCGUCAGGGUGGUGAACAACCAACUCGUAUGGACCUUUUCCUCAUGGUUCAAGAAAUCCAAAGAUGAGUGCAAUUUAGCAGAAGGACAAAAAAAAAGAUUAAUAUUUCCAGGAAAAUCAUCGACAAAGAAAAAGAAGAAGAACGUAUUGUCUAAGUUAGAAAUAUCACUAGAAGGUGACGGAAACCCAAAGCAGUCCAAACCAUCUGAACAUCAUGAUGCUCUUGAUGAUGUUCAGAGGGAAACAAUAUUUAGGAAAUCAACAACAAUUGUCGUGAUUAUUAGACAAGUCGAAAUGGAUGCAAUACACUCAGCACAGCAAGCCACGAUCAAGGUAUACUGA
Molecule: messenger RNA, 927 nt
Organism: Fraxinus pennsylvanica
Lineage: Eukaryota; Viridiplantae; Streptophyta; Magnoliopsida; Lamiales; Oleaceae
Source: the annotation of a GenBank genome assembly